UAUUCUAAUUCUAAUAUAUUAGAUGAUGCUGAUAAGCUGCAAAAAUGUAGUGACUGUCAGAGUCAAUUUCUAUUUUCUUAUUACUAAUGCUGUAUCUGCUAACACUGGGAUGCAUCGUGGUAGAUGUCCCCUCACUAGUUAUUCUCCAAACCCCUGAUCUGUGCUUGUGUUUUUUAGGGGGCUGCAGUAAUGGUUACGUGGUUUACUUUUUGUUUGCAUUUUUAUGUAGCUACGCUUGGAACACUGGACUCUGUUUAACUGGAAUAUCAGAAUCCACCAGCUAGGCUUGGAACACUACAAUCUUCCUGAGUGUUCUCAGUCAUUCUGUGCCACACGCUUUGCUUUGCCUCAUACUGUACAGCAGCGUCUCUUCUCUAGGGUAUCACAGCUGACAUUUUAUGAAGGGAGAGUGUCCCUGUGCUGCCCGGUCCCCAGAGUGCAGUCAUCGAUGGCUCUUUGAAAGCAUGCUUUCUGCAGAACAGUGUUGCUAUUACAGCUCAGCAGAGAGGUUUAUUCUGUUGAAAUGGUCCCAGCGUUACUAAUGAAGUAAACGCUUGACAGGGCUCAAUGAGUUCAGUACAUAUUACACACCCUGUGAACUUGUUAAUAAAGACUCAUUUACUGUAUACAGUUAUACAUAUAACUGCUGUAGAAAAUAAUGUCUUUAGAGGAUUGAGAGGGGAGUGAUGUUUGUGAUAUCGAGCAGGCAGGCAGAACAUGCACACACACACACACACAGUCACACACACACAGAGCUCUGGGUGAAAGAGUGACGAGGCUGUGUGCAGCAGGUGUGUGUGCGGAGGGCAGGAUCACACAGCUCUGGGAUUGCAGGGGUGGAAUUCCCAGAGGAUCCUGCCUGGUGAAGCCGCUGCACCUCAAUGAUCUGGAAGGGAAAGGAAAAGGGAGGACAGACUGGGAUCUGAUCAGAGUGCCAGGCAAGACCAGAGCUGCUAUACUGACCAAAAGCACCAUGAGCUGGAUCUCCAGGAUUGCGCUGAUUCUGCUGUUUACGGGAGAGACCAGGGGCCACAACACCUUGUUCACAGGAUAUGAUCUUUCUUUAACUGGCUAUCACCUGUGCCCCCAAACUGUGACAAAGACUGUAUCCAAGGUGGUGGCCUAUCAGACCUCCCACACCGAGAGGUCGUCCUGCGGGGGCUGGCUACCUUGGAAGAACUGUCUGAAGACUCAAUACAGAACAGCGUACCGCAUCGUGGAGACCAAGAUCAUGAAGCACAGCCCUGCCUGCUGCGAGGGGUACGAGCAGGUCGGCAGCUACUGUGCUCUGCCUUUAAACAGAGCAGAGGAAUUCACUUCUAAACCAGGCACCUGCCCUGAACAUCAAGUAGCAUUGUCCAACCAGAGCUGUGCAUGGGACAUACACUGUCCAGGGCUGCAGAAGUGCUGCCGGGUCAAUGGGAUGGCCCUGUGUGUGUCUCCAGUCUGCGCAGUUGCAGAGGGUCAUUGGUUUUACAAUGCGACGGUUACAGUGAAGAUGAAUUUUGCAGAACUUGAUUCUCUGGACAAAGGGCUGCUCAAUCACAGCAGGCUUCUGCACUCUGUGGAAAACAUCUCUUCUGAACUGGAGCUCAUCGUGAGGAACAUUGAGGAGGUCUGCCACGUGGAAGUUCAAGGUGAGCAGUUUCAUCUUGAUUCAUCAGUACAAAUAAAAACAUCUCUUCUGAACUGGAGCUCAUCUACAAAUAAAAACAUCUCUUCUGAACUGGAGCUCAUCGUGAGGAACAUUGAGGAGGUCUGCCACGUGGAAGUUCAAGAUGUGGACCAAUGCUCGCUUUGCUUCAGUGCGGAGGGAUCCUAUGAUUGCUCGUGUGGUCCUGGAUUCAUUAAUACAACCCUUGACAGAAAUGGAACAGAGUGCACAGCUGAUCUGAAUACUGGGACUGGGAGUUCAAACAGCAGCACACUGCAGGAGAAUACCACUGCUCCAGCUUCAUGGACACAAAGAAACACCACAGGAGUUCCAGAUUUCCACGUGGUGAUAGAAGGCAGCACCACCACACACUCGCCUCCCACCAGAGCCAUGGAACCAUUUGGCACAACGACAGGCCUGCCACCGAUCACUUCAACCAUCACGACUCAGAGGCAAAACAACGUGACAGCUGAUCUUACUGACACUGCUGCCACUUCACAGCUCAACAGCACAGUCUCCACUCACAACAUUGCAGAGGAGGGUAUCACAAGCACAGUCCAGCCCGUUAGCUGCGCACUAGGGGGCGCUCUUUGCAAUGCGUUCUCAACCAUCAGCAUGAUGCCUGGAGACUGGAUGCGAAAUUCUACAGCUACUCCCAGCCCCACAGUUGCAACCAGCCCCCACCUGAUGCAAUCCACAGCCACUGGUUUAGACUCUACGAAUUCCACAGUUUUAAAUUUUACUAAAGUUUCCACAGAUUCCCCUCAUACGAACCCAUCCUGGAUAACGACUGCUCUCCCAGCCACGACCAGCAGCCCGGAUCUUUCCACGUGGUCCUCCUCCAUUCCUCUUCCUCUGGCAACAACCAUUGCUUGCUAUCCUUCUCCAGUGAAAAACCUGGUUGUUCUCAACGUCACCAGUUUGGGUUUCUAUGUCAGCUGGUCGGUGGAUGAUUCCCACUUUAAUGCCAGCUUCCAGGUGAAGUUGCUGCAGGGCGCAGUGGAGCUGCAAUCAGUUGAGACCAGGGAGCCGGGCUGGGCAGUGGCAGGGCUGGUGGCGGGUCAGCUGUACACUGUGUGGGUUGUAGUCAAGCUCUGUGGAAGAGAAAGCGUGACCCUACAGGAGGUCAGAACCGCUGCUGAAGUGCUGGAAGGAACAGCAAGGAUAACAAACCUGCAGUUUACUGAGGCCUUGAGCAACAGCAGCAGUGCGGAGUACCUCAACCUUACACAGGAGAUCCAGAUGGAGAUCCUGAAAUCCUUGCCUGAGGACACCCUCGCCCUGCUGAGCUCUGGAGAGGUGAGGCUUGUGAUCACCAGUGUGAGCAGCGGCAGUGUGAAGGUGCACUUCAUGGUCGUGUUCACAGCAGCCCUGCACAACAGGAUCCAGAACGUGUCCUCGGCUCUGCUCACAUCGCUGCAGAGCAGCUCCCUCUACGCCAUCGACAGCAACAGCACAAGUAUAAAGGAUUUUGAUGAGUGCUCUGCUGGGGAGGAUGACUGCUCUCCUCACGCCUCCUGUGUCAACACAUGGGGAUCGUACAGCUGCCACUGCAGAGACACCUUCACAGACAUAAACCCAUCGCGCCCGGGGCGGAGCUGCCAUGAUAUAGAUGAAUGUGAAAGUGGCAACACGACCUGCAACAUGAAUGCAUCAUGCCAGAACACCAUUGGAGGAUACAGCUGCUCGUGUCACAAUGGGUUCAGAGACACAGACCCCAGGAACCCAGGCAGGCACUGUGCAGUAUUGGAGUCGGGGAGUACCCCAGCCCCCAGCUCCUCACUGUCUGAGACGCCUGCAUUGAAAGAGACCCUGGACACCCAGGGAAGCACCACAGUGAUGCCUCUGUCUGUGACGCCUGCAUUGAAAGAGACCCGGGACACCCAGGGAAGCACCACAGUGAUGCCUCUGUCUGAGACGCCUGCAUUGAAAGAGACCCGGGACACCCAGGGAAGCACCACAGUGAUGCCUCUGUCUGAGACGCCUGCAUUGAAAGAGACCCUGGACACCCAGGGAAGCACCACAGUGAUGCCUCUGUCUGAGACGCCUGCAUUGAAAGAGACCCGGGACACCCAGGGAAGCACCACAGUGAUGCCUCUGUCUGAGACGCCUGCAUUGAAAGAGACCCUGGACACCCAGGGAAGCACCACAGUGAUGCCUCUGUCUGAGACGCCUGCAUUGAAAGAGACCCGGGACACCCAGGGAAGCACCACAGUGAUUCCUCUAACUGAAGCCAUCACAGUGUCUUGCAGGGUUCCGCACAUCACAGUCAGUGUGAAGAAAGCUUUUCUGGCCUGGAAGUCCAUUGCAGAGUCCUCCCUGUACCUUGGCACAGAGGAGUGCAACGCCAGCAGCAGCAAUGAGACACACGUCUGGCUCAGCGCAGUGUGGGGGAAAUGUGCCACACAGUUAUUACAUAACACCAGUCACAUGACAGUGCAGACCACACUGUUCAACACUCACGCCUCUAACAUAACACUGCUUCCAGAGACUGUCAUUAAACUGCCAGUCAGAUGUACAUACAGCAACGAUUUCCUCAUUUCCACUGGGUACACCCCAUCAGAGAUUGAAAACCUCAAGGGGGUCAUUGAAGGAGCUGGGAGUUUUUUGGCUACCAUUCAGCUUCUCAACGGAACCGUACCCCUUCCGAAAAACUACUCCCUUUCUCCCAACGAUGAUGUCUUGAUCGAAGUGGGAGUCAAUCUGGACAGCCUGCAGGUUAAAAUCAUCCUUCACGAGUGCUGGGCUACCCCAAGCAUCAGCUCCACUGACCCAACAACCCACAUGUUUAUGAGAAACAGCUGUCCUGUCCCUGACACCUACACCACAGUGUUAGAGAACGGGAACUCCACCAGGGCCCGAGUCUCCCUGCGGGUCUUCUCCUUUGUGGAUCAGAGUGUUAUAUACCUGCACUGCCGCGUGAGAGUCUGCCUGGAGUCUGCUGGCACAUCCUGCAAGCCUAACUGUAACCUGCGUUCCUCUGGGUCUUCAGCACAAAUUGAAAUAGGCCAGGCGAUGUGGGGGCCGAUCUAUAAGUCAUCCACUGAGACAGCCCAAAACCCUUCUAACCCCUAUAAUGAGAUGGGCUUCAUUCUUCUGGGCGUGUUCCUGUGUGUCCUGCUGGUGGUAGUGGUGGCUGUCCUCAUGUCCCAGUAUAGAAAACGAGUCGGGCACUACAACUUCAGCAUCAAGCCAAGCCAGGAGAACUUCACCUACCAGGUUUUCGAUACCUAAGCGCCUCUUCAGUCCAGCAAGUCCCUGUCUAAGUUCAGUGUGGUGGAUGUAAAUGCAGCUUGCGGCUCGACUGGACAAUGUAGUGAUGUUUGUGAAAGUGUGUGAUUUAGCUCUGGUUCUGCAUUGUGUUUGUGAAAGUGUGUGAUUUAGCUCUGGUUCUGCAUUGUGUUUGUGAGCUGCAGUUCUUAAAGGGGAGGUCCAGAGAAUUGUGCAUCUUUUAAUAAUAGGAAUGUCUUUGCUUCCAUGUGCCUCUGUUUUAUCAUAUGUAGCACCGAUUCUUCCCACUUCAAUUUUCUUGCAUGCUUGGGUCAUUGCUGGAUGCCUGGUAGCAUACUAGAUUCAAAGAGAAGCUGCCACUUUGCAUGCUAUACUUUCAGGAUGUCUGGUAUGUUUGUGCUCUUUACAAUGCUGUCACUCCUGUUGAAAAUGGGGUAUUGAUGAACUGUGAUGCUGUCUUUACAUGAUAUCUCAUAGUGCAAUAGAGGUGUGCAAGAUUGUUUCCUGUAAACUAUUCAGUUAGUGUUCAGAUCUGUUGAAGAGACCCCGUCAUUGUAAAUAAAAGUUAUUGAAUUAUAAAAGAUUCAGUGUGCUGAUUUGUAAGAACAGACCCACUGAAUAAUAUAUCCUUUCUAUUUUAAAUUGCUGUAUCUGCUUUAAUAUAAUAUACCUGGACCACAGCCUCCACUAGGAGUUGUCUGGGUUCUGUAGAGAUGUUGUAGAACUGUCCUGUGAAGAUCCACACAUUUGUGAGUUAUUGUUGGUAUUAAACAUGUACUAUCCUGUUAGUCUUUUCAAUACACUUGUUAGUUUCUACAAAAUGGAAUGUUAUCUGUCUUCUCCAGUUGCUGUGUGUGUGUGUGUGUGUGUGUGUGUGUGUGUGUGCGCUGCAAUAAACAAGAGAUACUAGAUUGUAUAGCUACCAAGGAACAUGU
Messenger RNA from Polyodon spathula (Mississippi paddlefish), 5820 nucleotides. It is a transcript of the gene umodl1, whose product is annotated as uromodulin-like 1. Bases 974 to 4888 code for a protein of 1304 amino acids. The transcript has 19 exons. Lineage: Eukaryota; Metazoa; Chordata; Actinopteri; Acipenseriformes; Polyodontidae. Gene Ontology annotation, cellular component: extracellular region; cell surface. Gene Ontology annotation, molecular function: peptidase inhibitor activity; calcium ion binding; protein binding. The record is from RefSeq and is a predicted model, not a curated record.